Molecule: messenger RNA, 1377 nt
Organism: Postia placenta MAD-698-R-SB12
Lineage: Eukaryota; Fungi; Basidiomycota; Agaricomycetes; Polyporales; Adustoporiaceae
Exons: 6
Coding region: 1-1377 (458 amino acids)
Biological process (GO): proteolysis
Molecular function (GO): aspartic-type endopeptidase activity
Source: RefSeq, a predicted model, not a curated record
AUGACGGGAUCGACGCUGAGCGAUUCGUCGGACAUUGAGUACUACACGAACAUCACGCUGGGAGGCCAGUCAUUCAAAGUGCUCAUUGACACGGGCAGCUCGGAUUUGUGGGUAGCAGGCAAUGUCCCCGGGGCGCAGGGCACGGGCAAGACUGCUUCCAUCAAUUACGCCAUUGGAGCAGCCAACGGAGCUGUUAUGACUGCCAAUCUAGAUUUCGAUGGAUAUACGGUCGACAACCAGGCAUUCAUCAGUGUAUCAACAGAUGCGGCACACCCGGCAGGCCAGGGUAUUCUAGGUCUCGGUCCCAACAGCGGAUCCGAAGUUUUUCAACAAUUCAAUAGCGAGGCAGGGGAUGCUACGCUGGACAGGAUCUUCCGCCAGAAUACUUCCACACCCAACUACAUCACUAUCCUUCUCGGUCGUACUUUUGACACCGAUGUCACAUUUCCUGGGGAGAUCACAGUGGGACACGUAGUAUCACAGUAUCAAAAUAUCACCUCGCAGCCAAAGCUGUCUGUCGCAAGGGAUCAAGACUCAGACAAUCAGCACUACCAGGUUCUGGUUGACAAAAAUGGCAUCAUUGGACCGGACGGCAAUCCCAUCCAGGCACAGUCCGUGGUGCAAGGCUUGGACCAGUUGAUCGCCGUACUCGACUCAGGCUUCUCAUUACCUCAAGUUCCUGCUGCAGUCUCGAACGCUAUCUACUCGCGCGUCCCGGGCGCGAACUUUACGAACAUGAAGAAUGUCGGAAAUGUGUGGACACUCCCCUGCGACGUGGAACUCAACGUAACCUUCAAGUUUGAGGGCGUGUCUUUCCCGAUCAACCCUUUGGACACGAACCUGGGAACGCUAACGACAAAAGACGCGAAUGGUGAUACGGUUUGUGCUGGCGCAUUCCAACCUAUCACGAGUGCAGCGUCUCCCGAUUACGACAUGAUCUUGGGCAUGGCAUUCUUGCGUAACGCAUACAUGCUGGUGGAUCUCGGCGACUUUGUCGACGGCUCGACCUCACAGACGGCUGCUCCUUACGUACAACUACUCCCGCUCACUACGCAAGCAGAAGGACACGCGGACUUCGUCCGCGAACGUCUCGGUGGCGUCGACAACACGUCCGCGUUCCACUUGCUGCCUGCAGUUCCCAAUACUAACAACGCAGGUACCAGCAGCGAGUCGUUUGCGGAUAAGGUGAAGCCGUAUGUGCCGUACAUCAUUGCUGGCUCCGUGACGGUCGGCAUCCUCCUGAUCGUCGCGUUUGCAUACUGCCUGUCGAACAGGCGGCGGAGACCAUACCAGCGUCUGCACGAGCCUGCCCCUGUCGGACUGCACCACGAGCAGCCUCCGUUCCCGCGUUACGAACGCCCACACCGUCGCUACUGA